This is a messenger RNA of Serpula lacrymans var. lacrymans S7.9, 3293 nucleotides long. RefSeq lists its product as uncharacterized. Lineage: Eukaryota; Fungi; Basidiomycota; Agaricomycetes; Boletales; Serpulaceae. Gene Ontology annotation, molecular function: oxidoreductase activity, acting on paired donors, with incorporation or reduction of molecular oxygen; monooxygenase activity; heme binding. The coding region runs from base 1 to 3108 and encodes 1035 amino acids. The record is from RefSeq and is a predicted model, not a curated record. Gene Ontology annotation, biological process: response to oxidative stress. The transcript has 28 exons.
AUGUCUCGCAUUUGGGAUCUUAGUCGUGCCCGUCAGGACCCACCUGUUGCACCUGAUGGUUAUUAUGACUGGCAAGUUAAUGGUGGCGCUAGCUUUUCGGACACGCACCAGCAAUCUGCCAUCGUCAGCACCGCUAGUAAGGUCUUGACCUUCGUCAAGAAGAGCGAGGACCUCCACCUAGCAAGCCCAGCUAAGCUUGUUGCCUUCACCGACAAAGUUGUCAAUAGUUCAGCAGAGAACGAUCGUUUGGGUGCCUUCCAAGACGGCCUAGAUGUCCUAUCCAAGAUUCCAGCAGGUACCAAGAUAGGAACAGACUUGGCAAAUACGGCUGUUGGCCUUCUCUACAAUACGAUUCCGCAUCCCAUAGCUACUUUUGUGGGCAAUGAAUUCGCAUAUCGUCAAGCUGACGGAAGUCUCAACAACGUUCACGAUGCUAAUGUGGGCAAAUCCGGUGUUCCAUACGCGCGGAGCGUUCAGCCAAAGAAAAGUAUUCACCCAAGUGCUCUUCCAGACCCAGAGCUGAUAUACGAAACCUUGCUAAGAGCAAGAGACCGUGUGGAUCAUUUAGGAGGAAAUUCUGGUCUGACUUUUGCCUUCGCUUCUCUUGUCACCCAUUCACUGUUCAGGACUCGUCGAAAUGAUAUGAACAUGAACGAUGCGGAUUCUUACCUCGACCUCAGUCCUUUGUAUGGUGAUAACCAAGCUAUUCAAGAUAGUGUUCGUAACAAGGAUGCUGGACGUGGUCUUUUAUGGCCAGAUACAUUUGCAGAAGAACGACUGCUAUUUCUCCCACCCCCAGCUAGUGCUCUAUUAGUUCUGUUCAGCAGAAACCACAAUCAUAUCGCGGAGACGCUCUUCAAACUCAAUGAGAGGAAACGUUGGAGUGAUAAUCCAACUGACGUUCUUCAACAGGAUGAGGAAAUCUUCCAGACAGCUCGCCUUGUUAACUGUGGACACUUCAUGGCGAUGAUCAUGGGCGACUACGUGUCUGGUUUCCUAGGUCUUUCAGAAGGCAAUGCCUGGAAUAUGAAUGCCUUUGAUCCUAUCAAGACGUCGAGUGGUGAAGUUACUCGUGGCCAAGGUAAUCAUGUUAGCGUGGAGUUCAAUUUACUUUAUCGCUGGCACACGACCCUCUCUGCUGCAGAUGAAAAAUGGACGAAUGAUUUCCUUGCACAGUCCUUUGGCGGUAGAACUCUGGAGCAGGUAACAUGGCAAGAUUUUGUGAGAGGUUUAGGAGGAGUCAUUCAAGGAGCAUUAGCGACGCCGCCAAAGGAGCGUGUUUUUGGAGGAAUGAGCCGUGGUAAAGAUGGGAAAUUCCCCGAUGACCAAUUAGCGCAGAUAUUCCAUGAUGCAACAGAGGCACCAGCUGGCCAAUACCGUGCUAGGGGGUGCCCUGCAGCCCUGAAAUAUAUCGAAAUUCUUGGGAUCCAGCAAGGACGACAGUGGGGAGUGUGCACGAUGAACGAAUUUAGGAAAUGGUUGGGCCUUAAGGAGUUUGAAAGCUUCGAGGAAUGGAACCCAGAUCCCGUGAUUGCCAAUGCUGCCCGUCGGCUUUACCAACAUAUCGACAACCUUGAACUCUAUACUGGCUUGCAAUGCGAGCAACAUAUGCCUCUCAGUGAUGGCUUAAGGUUUUCGUGUGGUUAUACAAUGACGAGGGCUGUUUUGAGUGAUGCUAUCGCCUUGAUUCGAGGAGAUAGGUUCUAUACUACAGACUACACACCCCUCGCAAUGACUUCAUGGGGCUUCCAAGACUGUCAGCGUGAUCCUAACAAUGGGGGUUGGGGUGGUGCCUUGCCCAAACUCUUGAUGCGACACUUCCCUGCUUACUAUCCAAACGACAAUGUGUAUGGCAUAUUCCCAUUCUUCACUCCAGAGAAGAUGAAGUCCAGUCUUACGAGGCAAGGAAUCGCAUCGCAAUACAAAUUCGAUCGCCCUAUUCCUGCUGUGAUUCCAAAGUAUAUCGACACGUUUGAGGCUAUCAACUAUGUCUUUAAAGACCCUACGCGUUUCAAGUCUGGAUAUGACAUGUCAGGCCUGGGUCAAGGCUACGGAUUCAUGUUAGCGAUCGAUGACCGUACUCAACAUGAUAAGGAUCGUGCUUUGGCUCUACACAGCCUAUUCCCUGACAAAGACGCGGUCACCAAAUAUGUCAAGUGGUGGAACGAAACGACAGCGGCGGAAGUUAACAAACAGUCGUGGAAGUAUGACUCUGACUACAUCCCUGGAAAUUACGUGGAUAUCGUGAAUGUUAUCAAGACCGUCGGGGUACACUGGGCGGCAGAUACAUUGUGCGGGAUUUCCCUCAAGACGAAAGAGAAUCCAAAAGGACAGUAUACAGUUCAGGAAGUUUUUGAUCUUCUUGCUACACUGCUAUUCGUGGUUGGUGUACUUGGCAGGAUUAAAAACCUGGUAUGGGCCCCAACCGACAAGCCUUAUUACGAUUUCCUUUCUCGUUUGGGCCAAUCUGGACGUCCCUUGAAUGAGUUGGUUGCAAUGGUCGUUGGUCUUGCUGUUGGAUCUUCCGUGAAUCUGGCACAUGCUGCAAUCAACGUAGUUGAUUUCUACCUCGACGAAGAACGGGCAAAGGAGCGUGCUCAGAUCAUUGCCCUUGUGCAGAAGACCGAUGCGACCAGUGACAACUUGCUGCAAGGUUAUGUCCGGGAGGCAAUGCGUUUUAAUCCACAAUUUACUGGUCUCUACCGAAUUGCGGCAGCCGACGCUGAGGUCCCUAUUGACGACAAGCAUACUCUCAAUAUUAAGUCAGGAGAUCGUAUCUUCGCUAGCUUCCGAAAUGCAUACAUAAAUCCGGUGAACUUCCCGAACCCCGAUAAAGUUGACCCUACACGGCCUGCUGCGUCAUAUAACAUGAAUGGUUCUGGAUUCCAUCAAUGUGCAGGUGUUUCGCAAGCAGAGAGGGCUGUCGCAGAGGUCCUGAGGGUUGUCUUCAAGUUGAAGAACAUUCGCAGGGCAACGGGAGACGCUGGAGUGCUGAACCAGAGCACAAGAACGCCGAAUUUCACGCAUACGCCACUGAACGUAUAUCCCAAACCCGAUGGCACGUUGUCUGAUUGGCCUGUUUCGAUGCACCUCGUCUACGAUUCCUGAACAUCUUGGCUUUAAGGCAGCAGUGUUGUUUAUCUACCUGACAGUCCAUGAAUUCUUGCGUUGACGAUUUUGUCCAUCCUGUAACGUACUUGUGCCCUGGAUAUCUAGCCUCAUCUUGAAGUAUUCCAUACCAUAAUUGUACUUAUACACAUUAUAUAUAUAACUUUGAACGCCUUUCUGACGGG